This is a messenger RNA of Jatropha curcas, 639 nucleotides long. RefSeq lists its product as uncharacterized. NCBI's taxonomy places the organism in Eukaryota, Viridiplantae, Streptophyta, Magnoliopsida, Malpighiales, Euphorbiaceae. The record is from RefSeq and is a predicted model, not a curated record.
UGAUAGAUAAAAAAAAAAUUGGUGCACAUACUCAGUAUAUAAAGGGGUCAUAUCAUAUGUCCAGAGUAGAAACUUGCAAACCAUAAUCUUUUGAUCUUGCAAGCCUCUAACUGAGGUCCUCUCCCUUCUUUUGCUACAGCUUAAUUAUAUGUCACUUGCUUCCUUUUUUAGCUUUGCCACUUCAAACAUGGCUAAGGGUGGGAUUGCAAGAGCAAAGAUGAUGAUCCUUAGGGAAGCUAAUCGAGUUCAUCAUCGACUUAAUAGUCUUCCAGCAACAUCGCAACAUGAUUAUGAUUAUAGUAAUAAUCAUAAUAAUCAACUGAAAAAAUCAUCAAGGAAUUCAAUCGAUGAAGGAAAAACUGACAACUCAUCAUGCUGGAUACCGGACCCUCGUACCGGAAUAUAUGUUCCGAAAGGGCAAGAAUGGAUGAUGGAUAAUGUAGCAGAAGGUGCAGCUUCUUUAAAUCAGACUUGUUGGCUGAGGAAUGUUGAUGGUGUUGAUAAGCCAGACCCUGAUGUUUUUUCUGAACCUUAAUAACUAAUUUGCGUUCAAAGACCAUAUAUUUUGUUGUUUACUUAUCUAUUUGUAUGAAAGCUAUAUAUAUAUAUAAAUAUUGAAUAUAUUUGCUUAUUUUCAAA